GUCAUGACGGGUCACUGUGCUCUGCAGACUCUGAUGCUCGCUUUCGCCAGAGAGCAAGCGAGGUGGAUUCUGACAAACUAGUUGGCGAUGCGACUCUUGGUAGUGUCGCUUCUGAAGACUUACCUGAGACACUGGAGUGUAAGGUAGAGACUGGCAUGCAAUGCAGUGCCUGUCAGGUAUCCCCAGAGAGCAUGCCCUCCCUCAGCCCUCUUGCCAGGCCUGUUGCGUCAUCAACCUUCUGCAAUGUUAUCAACUUGAAACCCACCAAAAUCGCAGGUUUGCCGGCGAUUUCACGUGUCACUGUCAUUUUGGCCCCAACCUCCCUUAUCUUGACCGUGCCUUAUCUUUUAAGCCACCAGAACCCUUUUUCCAGGGAGGCUCACCACCAGCACUGGAGCUUAUCAGUGUUUGUCCGAAUCUACACUUCUAAGUGGCCUCCCUUGAGAUCUGAUGGUUCCCCGGAGAUGCAGAUUUGAGCUUGGUAUCUACCAGUCGCGGCGUCAUAGCUCUCAAUAGACCCCCGUAAAAGCUGUGACGUUGGUCAACAUGUCGCCUUCGGCACGCUGGGGCUUUCUGCAGCUUCGAUGCUGCUCCAUCAACAGAUAUGGCGGCAGACGAGGAACAACCGGAUGAAAGGACGCAUCUCCUCCCUCGUGACAGGAGGCUCAACUCCCUUGCUGUAGAAGAAGCGGACGCUGCUUCGGUUGUCUCGUCCCACAUCAGCAAAGAAGAGCAGGCGCUGGGCGACACCGCCGUGGGAGAACGGCUGCCCUACAACGAUUAUACGACGAUUGACUGGCUCCAUGACUUGGUCAAAGACUCGUUCAGAUACCGUUCCGUGCAUAGUGGAAAGGGCAUCCGAAAUGGACUCAUGGCGCUCCUUGACUCGUGUCAAGGCUGGAUUGCAGCUGCAAUUAUUGGCACUUUAACGGCAUGCGUUGCCUUCCUUGUGGACAUGGCUGUUGCCACUGUCAGCGACUGGAAGACGGGAUAUUGCCAAAAGAAUCCAUUCGCGAGUAAAGACCUGUGCUGUACGUCGAAAUCGCCAUUAACGCCUCUCGCCGACAGCGGUGAGACCUGCUCGGACUGGAAGUACUGGACGGGGAAUUAUUGGCAUGGGUUUGGAAUCUACGUGGGCCUCGCUCUGCUUUUUGGAAUCAUCAGUGGGACAGUCACGUUGACCACGAAAAGAGCGCUUCCAGCAAGCGCCCCGGGCGCCGGAGACAGUGGACCAAUGCAGAAAAACAGCGAUCAAGCCAGUCGCGAAACCCUGAAGCCUACAGCGACUGGCAAGUCCAUCUACAUGGCCGCUGGGAGCGGCAUCCCCGAGAUCAAGACCAUUCUAUCCGGCUUUGUCAUUCCGCACUUCCUGGACUUCAAUGUUCUGGUCGUGAAGGCCGUCGGGUCAGUCUUCGCCGUGUCAACAGGCAUGUGUUUGGGCAAGGAAGGCCCUUUCGUCCACAUUUCCACCUGUGUUGCAUACCUGGUGGGAAUCCGAUUCCACAAGUACAGAGGGAAUGGUCGCAAGCUCCGCGAGCUUUUGGCUGCUGGUUGCUCGAGUGGUCUCUCGGUCGCAUUCGGCGCGCCCAUUGGUGGUGUGCUGUUCGCAUAUGAAGAAAUCUCGACGUAUUUCCCGCGGAAAGUGCUUUGGAGAGCCUUCAUCUGCUCCCUGUUCGCGGCCAUGACCCUCAAGGCUCUCAAUCCGACAGGGACCGGCAAGCUUGUGCUCUUUGAGACCAACUACGGCACCACGUACCGACCCUAUCAUUAUAUUGUAUUCGUGGUCUUGGGUGCCGCUGGGGGCGUCUUUGGAGGCGUCUUUUGCAAGGCCAAUUUCUUGUGGUCUCGCAGCUUUCGGAAGUACACCAUCAUCAAGAACUAUCCGGUCCUCGAGGUAUUCUUGGUUGUUCUCGCCACAGCCCUUUUGCAAUAUCCCAACCCUCUGGCUCGAGAACCUGGCGACGUCAUCAUCAAGAAUCUUCUGGUCGACUGCAACGCAAGCUCACGGACAGCCUACGUCUGUAUGCAGGAGGGACACGAUUCACCGUCGUCAAAGUACUUGGGCUGGCUCGCCUAUGGAACGCUCAUCAAGCUCGUCCUGACGAUUAUAACAUUCGGUGUCAAAGUGCCAUCGGGAAUCAUCAUUCCCGCCCUUGAUGGCGGAGCCUUCUUCGGCAGGCUUGUUGGGCAACUGCCUUUCUUGGCACAUUCUAUCUCCCCCGGCAUUUUUGCCAUGGUUGGUGCUGGUUCCUUUCUGGCUGGCGUUAGUCGAAUGACUAUUUCACUGGCGGUCAUCAUGUUCGAGUUGACGGGGGAACUAGAGUUCAUCGUGCCAAAUAUGAUCGGCAUCAUGGUUGCCAAAUGGGUGGCAGAUGCUCUGGAGGGCGAGGGCGUGUACGAUCUGGCACAGACAGUCCUAGGGCAUCCCUUCCUCGACCUGGAUAGUGCCAUGACGCUAGUCCGGCAGGAUGCCCAUCUUGCUGAGGAGCUGAUUCCUCCUCCUCAGACUAUGCGCGAGAUCACGGUCGACGUCCCCGAAAGUGGCAUUGUCCCCCGCGGUUUACUGACGGAGAAGAUGCACCAGCUGCACCGUCGAGGCCUUAUGGACGCUGGCCUUGUGCUUAUCCAACGAGCUAUGCUACAGGGCUAUCUAGCGCAGGGAGAACUCGAAUUUGGGUUGGAGACUCUGGGUGAGACGUUCCCCGCAGGCUGCGUUGUUCGUCUUCUGCCUCCGCUACCUACUGCACAAGUACCAAUGGAGCACGAGGGGGAGCUUGAUCUAUCACCGUUCAUCGACCGGACACCAUUGACGAUCUGUGCCAAAGCCCCGAUGGAGUUUGUGGUGGAGAUGUUCAGCAAGCUAGGCCUCAGGCAUUUGUGCGUCACGGAAGAGGGGAGCGGACGGCUUGUGGGAGUGAUCAUCAAGAAGAGGUUGGUGGUUUGGCUGGAAGGUUUGAAGCAUUGACGGGGCACGCGGAGGUUUAGAGGAGGGAAGUCUAACUUGAUGUGACUUUUUCUCGUAUGAUGUUGGAGUAGCUCCUGCUUGGAGAUGCAAGAUAUUUGCAGGACGUCACAACAUACAUCAGGGCAUGACAAGAAGAGUAUAGAGGGGUUGGUUUUAGUCCAGUCCUUUCCCCUAGGCGAGGUGGAAGACGUUGGCCGUUGGGGUCAGGUGAGGAUCAUGAUAAGGAAAAAUAGACGAAUGAUGUGC
Cladophialophora immunda is the source of this 3211-nucleotide messenger RNA. RefSeq lists its product as uncharacterized. The record is from RefSeq and is a predicted model, not a curated record. The coding region runs from base 605 to 2965 and encodes 786 amino acids. Gene Ontology annotation, biological process: transmembrane transport; chloride transport. NCBI's taxonomy places the organism in Eukaryota, Fungi, Ascomycota, Eurotiomycetes, Chaetothyriales, Herpotrichiellaceae. Gene Ontology annotation, cellular component: membrane; Golgi apparatus; early endosome. Gene Ontology annotation, molecular function: voltage-gated chloride channel activity. The transcript is spliced from 2 exons.